This is a messenger RNA of Xenopus tropicalis (tropical clawed frog), 5449 nucleotides long. RefSeq names its product mucin 22 (gene muc22). NCBI's taxonomy places the organism in Eukaryota, Metazoa, Chordata, Amphibia, Anura, Pipidae. The record is from RefSeq and is a predicted model, not a curated record. The transcript has 4 exons. Bases 29 to 4966 code for a protein of 1645 amino acids.
CUCUGCACUCUCUCCUGCCCCAGAGCCAAUGUCUCUCUGCCUCACUCGCCCCACGCUGACUGUCAGGGAAGGACUCUCUAUCCAGCGCCCCUGGGCCAUGGCCGGACUCAGGCUGGGGGGGGCUUUAGCCUUCCUGCUGCUUCUCAAUGUAACUGCUACUAGAACCGAGACCAUCACAGCACCUCCUACCACCUCUGAGACCACCAGCCUUCCAUCCCCUACUGUUAUAACUGAGACCCCAUCAGCAUCUUCUACCACCUCUGAGACCACUAGCCUCACAUCCCCUACUGUUAUAACUGAGACCCCAUCAGCAUCUACUACCACCUCUGAGACCACUAGCCUCACAUCCCCUACUGUUAUAACUGAGACCCCAUCAGCAUCUUCUACCACCUCUGAGACCACUAGCCUCACAUCCCCUACUGUUAUAACUGAGACCCCAUCAGCAUCUUCUACCACCUCUGAGACCACUAGCCUCACAUCCCCUACUGUUAUAACUGAGACCCCAUCAGCAUCUUCUACCACCUCUGAGACCACUAGCCUUCCAUCCCCUACUGUUAUAACUGAGACCCCAUCAACAUCUACUACCACCUCUGAGACCACUAGCCUCACAUCCCCUACUGUUAUAACUGAGACCCCAUCAGCAUCUACUAUGACCUCUGAGACCACCAGCCUCACAUCCCCUACUGUUAUAACUGAGACCCCAUUAGCAUCUACUACCACCUCUGAGACCACUAGCCUCACAUCCCCUACUGUUAUAACCGAGACCAUCACAGCACCUCCAACCACCUCUGAGACCACCAGCCUUCCAUCCCCUACUGUUAUAACUGAGACCCCAUCAGCAUCUUCUACCACCUCUGAGACCACUAGCCUUCCAUCCCCUACUGUUAUAACUGAGACCCCAUCAGCAUCUACUACCACCUCUGAGACCACUAGCCUUCCAUCCCCUACUGUUAUAACUGAGACCCCAUCAGCAUCUACUACCACCUCUGAGACCACUAGCCUUCCAUCCCCUACUGUUAUAACUGAGACCCCAUCAACAUCUACUACCACCUCUGAGACCACUAGCCUCACAUCCCCUACUGUUAUAACUGAGACCCCAUCAGCAUCUUCUACCACCUCUGAGACCACUAGCCUUCCAUCCCUUACUUUUAUAAUUGAGACCCCAUCAGCAUCUUCUACCACCUCUGAGACCACUAGCCUUCCAUCCCCUACUGUUAUAACUGAGACCCCAUCAGCAUCUACUACCACCUUUGAGACCACCAGCCUCACAUCCUCUACUGUUAUAACUGAGACCCCAUCAGCAUCUACUAUCACCUCUGAGACCACCAGCCUCACAUCCCCUACUGUUAUAACUGAGACCCCAUCAGCAUCUACUACCACCUCUGAGACCACCAGCCUCACAUCCCCUACUGUUAUAACUGAGACCAUCUCAGAAUCUUCUACCACCUCUGAGACCACUAGCCACACAUCCCCUAGUGCUAUAACUGAGACCCCAUCAGCAUCUACUACCACCUCUGAGACCACUAGCCUCACAUCCCCUACUGCUACAACUGAGACCCCAUCAGCAUCUACUACCAGCUCUGAGACCACCAGCCUCACAUCCCCUACUGUUAUAACUGAGACCCCAUCAGCAUCUACUACCACCUCUGAGACCACCAGCCUCACAUCCCCUACUGUUAUAACUGAGACCAUCUCAGAAUCUUCUACCACCUCUGAGACCACUAGCCACACAUCCCCUAGUGCUAUAACUGAGACCCCAUCAGCAUCUACUACCACCUCUGAGACCACUAGCCUCACAUCCCCUACUGCUACAACUGAGACCCCAUCAGCAUCUACUACCAGCUCUGAGACCACCAGCCUUCCAUCCCCUACUGCUACAACUGAGACCCCAUCAGCAUCUACUACCAGCUCUGAGACCACCAGCCUCACAUCCCCUACUGUUAUAACUGAGACCACCUCAGCAUCUUCUACCACCUCUGAGACCACCAGCCUCACAUCCUCUACUGUUAUAACUGAGACCCUAUCAGCAUCUACUACCACCUUUGAGACCACCAGCCUCACAUCCUCUACUGUUAUAACUGAGACCCCAUCAGCAUCUUCUACCACCUCUGAGACCACUAGCCUCACAUCCCCUACUGCUACAACUGAGACCCCAUCAGCAUCUACUACCAGCUCUGAGACCACCAGCCUCACAUCCCCUACUGUUAUAACUGAGACCACCUCAGCAUCUUCUACCACCUCUGAGACCACCAGCCUCACAUCCUCUACUGUUAUAACUGAGACCACCUCAGCAUCUACUACCACCUCUGAGACAACCAUCAUCACAUCCCCUACUGCUACAACUGAGACCACCUCAGCAUCUUCUACCACUUCUGAGACCACAAGCCUUCCAUCCCCUACUGUUACAACUGUGACCCCAUCAGCAUCUACUACCACCUCUGAGACAACCAUCAUCACAUCCCCUACUGCUACAAUUGAGACCACAUCAGCAUCUUCUACCACCUCUGAGACCACUAGCCUCACAUCCCCUACUGUUAUAACUGCGACCAUCUCAGCAUCUUCUACCACCUCUGAGACCACUAGCCUCACAUCCCCUACUGUUAUAACUGAGACCAUCUCAGCAUCUUCUACCACCUCUGAGACCACCAGCCUCACAUCCCGUACUGCUACAUCUGAGACCACCUUAGCAUCUACUACCACCUCUGAGACCACUAGCCUUACAUCCCCUACUGCUACAACUGAGACCACAUCAGCAUCUACUACCACCUCUGAGACCACCAGCCUUCCAUCCCCUACUGUUAUAACUGAGACCAUCUCAGCAUCUUCUACCACCUCUGAGACCACCAGCCUCACAUCCCGUACUGCUACAUCUGAGACCACCUUAGCAUCUACUACCACCUCUGAGACCACUAGCCUUACAUCCCCUACUGCUACAACUGAGACCACAUCAGCAUCUACUACCACCUCUGAGACCACCAGCCUUCCAUCCCCUACUGUUAUAACUGAGACCAUCUCAGCAUCUACUACCACCUCUGAGACCACUAGCCUCACAUCCCCUACUGUUAUACCUGAGACCAUCUCAGCAUCUACUACCACCUCUGAGACCACUAGCCUCACAUCCCCUACUGUUAUACCUGAGACCAUCUCAGCAUCUACUACCACCUCUGAGACCACUAGCCUCACAUCCACUACUGUUAUAACUGAGACCCCAUCAGCAUCUACUACCACCUCUGAGACCACCAGCCUCACAUCCCCUACUGUUAUAACUGAGACCAUCUCAGCAUCUACUACCACCUCUGAGACCACUAGCCUUCCAUCCCCUACUGUUAUAACUGAGACCAUGUCAGCAUCUACUACCACCUUUGAGACCACUAGCCUCACAUCCUCUACAGCGGCAACCGAGCCCACCACAGCAUCUCCUACUUCUAUUGAGACCACCAGCCUAACAUCCCCUACAGCAGCAACUGAGACUACCCCAGCAUCUUCUACUACCACUGAGGGGACUACACCCCCUCCUACUUCAGUUGAGACCACGUUCCCAUCUGCUCUAGGGACCACUGCAGUAGGCGCUACUAACAAGAGCACAGCUGCCAUAGUCCCUACAAGUGAAGCUGAAGCCACAUCAGCAUCUUCUGCUCUGCCCGAUGCCACCAGCCUCUAUACCGUACCGGCCACUACAAGGGAGACCUCUUUGGCAAAUACAACAUUUGAGAGCACUUUAUAUACAAGAACUGAGCAAACGUCCCAAGUGCCAUUUACUACCCAACCUGAGACCACUUCAGCAUCUAUUGGAAAUGAGACCGCUACCCCGGUACCCUCUGCUGGGACAAAUGAGACCACUUCAGCAUCUCCCAGAAAUGAGACAACUAUCCCAGUAUCAACUACUUGGACAAAUGAGACCACUUCAGCAUCUAUUGGAAAUGAGAACACUACCCCUGUCCCCACUACCUGGCCGAAUGAGACCACAUCAGCAUCUCCCAGAAAUGAGACCACUACCCCGGUACCCUCUGCUGGGACAAAUGAGACCACAUCAGCAUCUAUCACAAAUGAGACCACUACCCCUGUGCCCACUACCUGGCCGAAUGAGACCACUCCAGCAUCUCCCAGAAAUGAGACCACUACCCCUGUGCCCACUACCUUGCCGAAUGAGACCACUCCUGCAUCUAUUGGAAAUGAGACCACUACCCCUGUGCCCACUACCUUGCCAAAUGAGACCACUCCUGCAUCUCCCAGAAAUGAGACCACUACCCCUGUGCCCACUACCUUGCCGAAUGAGACCACUCCUGCAUCUCCCAGAAAUGAGACCACUACCCCUGUGCCCACUACCUUGCCGAAUGAGACCACUCCUGCAUCUAUUGGAAAUGAGACCACUACCCCUGUGCCCACUACCUUGCCGAAUGAGACCACUCCUGCAUCUAUUGGAAAUGAGACCACUACCCCUGUGCCCACUACCUUGCUGAAUGAAACCACUCCAGCAUCUCCCAGAAAUGAGACCACUACCCCUGUGCCCACUACCUUGCCGAAUGAGACCACUCCUGCAUCUAUUGGAAAUGAGACCACUACCCCUGUGCCCACUACCUUGCCAAAUGAGACCACUCCUGCAUCUCCCAGAAAUGAGACCACUACUUACUACAAUGCUACAGUACCUACUACACCAACAGCUACUACAAGUGAGAGACAGUCGACAGCUCCCAAUACAACUGCACCAACAGUCACAACAACCACGACAAGUCCAACAACUACUACUUCUCCUUCUCCUGCCCCACACGUGUCAGGCAAAGCCGUGCUGAAGGUCAAGGUCCAAACAUCCUCCUCAUCCUCAGCCAGUAUCGGGCAGAUGUUUGUGAAGAAGGUCUGUUCCAGUUUCCCCCCAGAACUACAGGGCGGGGGUAUCAGAUUCAGCUGGAACGGCACCAGCCUGGACUGCGCUUCUGUUCUGAGCACCGCGAGCCCCUUGGCAAAAUGAGAUCUGCGGGUAUCGGCGCUGUCUCUUUCUACACUUUCUGAGCAGCCAUUGGUUGGCCAGUCCAUCCGACAGUCUAAUUUCGGCCCCAACAAACAGCAUGAACUCUACAUUACAGACUAAAGGGAUCCCUGUAGGAGACACAGUGGAUUCUGCAUGGCAGACAAUACGGUUUCUACAGAGGAAAUAGACCCUUUGAAAUCCCUCUGUGGAUCCUUCUGCUCAGACCCUGGGCUGGGGGGUCAGCGACCCCUAUAGACACUACAGUUGCAUUUUACUUCCUUAUAUGAUGUCACACAUAGUACAGGCAGCAGCCUUAACUCCUAUUGGCUGUGUCUCCUGUCAGUCUGACACUGGGGCUUCCUGUGCCUGUAAGUUAGGGAUAGGCUGAGCCUGUUUGCCUAUGUCGUUGCAAGGGAGAAAUUAGCCAAUGAGCUUUCAUUUUAUGCAACUGGUUAGAUCGCACCAGCAACGACCUGGUCCAAU